Chanos chanos (milkfish) is the source of this 884-nucleotide messenger RNA. It is a transcript of the gene vps29, whose product is annotated as VPS29 retromer complex component. The transcript has 4 exons. Gene Ontology annotation, cellular component: retromer complex. Gene Ontology annotation, biological process: retrograde transport, endosome to Golgi. Bases 78 to 626 code for a protein of 182 amino acids. Lineage: Eukaryota; Metazoa; Chordata; Actinopteri; Gonorynchiformes; Chanidae. The record is from RefSeq and is a predicted model, not a curated record.
AGUGUUUUGACGUUGGUACGAGAAUAAGGUUGUCGUGCGUAAGUGCUUUCCGUGGCCCAGCAUAGACAGCAGGAAAAAUGUUGGUCCUGGUGUUAGGUGACUUGCAUAUUCCCCAUCGCUGCAACUCGCUACCAGCCAAAUUCAAAAAGCUACUGGUGCCCGGCAAGAUCCAGCACAUCCUUUGCACUGGGAACCUCUGUACGAAGGAGAGCUAUGACUACCUGAAAACACUGGCCGGAGAUGUGCACAUUGUCAGAGGCGACUUUGACGAGAACCUGAAUUACCCUGAACAGAAAGUGGUAACAGUGGGGCAGUUUAAAAUUGGCCUGAUUCACGGACACCAAGUGAUUCCUUGGGGCGACAUGGCCAGCUUGGCACUCUUGCAGAGACAGUUAGACGUGGACAUCCUCAUCUCUGGUCACACACACAAGUUUGAGGCUUUUGAGAAUGAGAACAAAUUCUACAUCAAUCCUGGGUCUGCCACAGGUGCCUACAAUGCACUGGAAAGCAACAUCAUACCCUCUUUUGUGCUGAUGGACAUUCAAGCAUCCACGGUGGUUACAUAUGUUUACCAGCUUAUUGGAGAUGAUGUCAAAGUUGAGAGAAUCGAGUACAAAAAGUCUUAAUUUGUUGGUCAUGAAUGAAGGGUUUCUUCAUUCAGAAAGUCUAUCUUCAUUCCUCUCCACCUACAGCACUAUCACCAUGCUAAUGUUGUACCAUAAAUGUCCAGUCUUUUAAAUAUAAACACUGUAUAAUACUAUUGGUGUCAUCAGCAUUUGCUUCAGUGUUCAGUUUUUACAAUUUAGCAUUGGAUGGUCGUAUAGAAUGCAGUUAUUUGCAAAAACCAGUGAUUAAAUAUGUGGUGCCACACUCUCUUUUUUUUU